UGCAUAUAGAGAAAGUUAUUUAUAUAUUAUAUAGACAGUUUCCAACUCUAUCACGGAUAUGCGUAUAUUGCUCAUUUCUGCUGCUGAAACAGCUGUAACAAACACCUGUUCGCCAAUGUUUUGAAAGAAAAUUUUGGACGAAAAUGCAACGAACACCUCAUCUAAGGCUGUUAUUUCGUUUUGCCAACAGGCAACUAUGCAGGAGUGAAGAAUUUCAUAGCAGGCGCUCCACCGCCCAGAAGUUGAACAAGCCCCAGCGCCGAUGGCAGAGUGUGCCUUAUGUGCGAUUGGGGGUUUUGCUGGCAGGAGCUGGCGUCAUUGUCUAUGAUGGCAUUGUCAACGAGUUCACCUACUGUGGGGCAUCUGUGCGUUUCGCCCGCUCACUGAAAACUGCAUCAUUGAUAGCUGUCGAUUAUCUGUGGCUGAACAAGAAUGAUCCGGAGUAUGAAAUCAAGAAAAAAGUAGUGCAUAAAAGUAGUGCGAACCGCCUAUUAGAAACGUGUCUGCUUAAUGGUGGCCUCUACAUUAAGGUGGGCCAAGGAUUCGCAGCCAUUAAUCACAUUUUGCCAAUUGAAUACACAAGUACACUAUCAAAGCUGCAGGACGAGUGUCUGCCAACCUCAAAGUCCGAUAUACAGAAAGUGUUUCGCACUGAUUUUGGCCAGCUACCCGAGGAUAUAUUUAAAGAAUUUGAUUACAAACCCGUUGCGGCCGCGAGUCUGGCGCAGGUCUUCAAGGCGAGGCUACAGAGCGGCGAGCAGGUGGCCGUCAAAGUGCAGUAUAGCGAUUUGCAGAAGCGUUUCAUCAGCGACUUGGCAACUAUUAUCUUUCUGCAAGACAUAAUCGAGUUUAUCUUCAAGGACUACAAUUUCGGCUGGAUCUUAAAUGAUCUCCGCAAGAAUCUUGUGCAUGAGCUCAAUUUUGUACAGGAGGGUAAAAACGCUGAGCGCUGCGCCAGGGAUCUACAAAAGUUGAGCUACGUGCGUGUGCCCAAGGUCUUUUGGGGCCACACUAAGACACGUGUGCUUACACUUGAAUGGAUGGACGGGCUUAAAAUUAGUAACAUGGAGGGCAUAAAGAGGAUGGGCCUGCGUCUGAUUGACAUCGACCAUAAGCUAUUUAAAGUAUUUGCAGAGCAGAUCUUUCACACUGGAUUUGUGCAUGCGGAUCCACAUCCCGGCAACAUAUUUGUGCGUAAAAGUGCCACAGGUGGCGGUGCGGAUAUCAUAUUACUGGAUCAUGGACUCUACGAGGAGCUUCCUCCUGAUGUGCGGAUUCCUCUAUGUGAAUUCUGGGAGGCCACCGUGCUGCGCAAUGAGCCACGUAUGAAGGCAGCUGCGAAUAAAAUGCAGGUUGUUGAUCAUAUGAAGUUUGCCGCGGUGCUCUUCCAACAGCCCAUCAAAAUGGAGGGUGGUCGCAUACGCAGCAAACUCACACAGGAGGAUAUCGACUAUGUGCAGAAGGUAGCCAAGGAAAACUUUGAUAUCAUAAUGAGCACCCUUAAGGAAAUGCCGCGCAGCUUGCUCUUUGUGGUUCGCAAUCUGAAUACUAUACGGGCCAUUGGCGAUAUGCACGGCGAUUUGGUGGACCGACCGCGCAUCAUGGCUCGCUGUGCCCAGAGUUGUCUAUACAAGCAGAGUAGGUCGCCGAUCCAGUAUAUUCACUGGUUAUACCGACGCAUAUUCUUUGAGUACUGUCUAUGGGCGUCUGCCUUUAGAGUCCGCUUGUUGGAUUGGUAUUUCAAUUUCCUGUAUCUGGUGGGACGGGCCCCAGCAGGCGCCAGGACACUUAUGCGAGACAUUAUGAAACAGGAAAAGCAAGCAAGCAACCAUUACUAAACAAAAGAAUAUUCCAUCUUCAGUCAUUAACCAUUGUUGCAUUUGAUGUUAAAUGCAAUUCUUGCAUAUAUUUAGAAACAUGUCUUUCAAAUUUUUUGUAACAUGUCAUGUUAAAUUUUUGUAAUUGGUCCACUGUCUAGAAACUAUAUUCAAAUUGUACCAUAAUAAAAGCCAUUUGAAGCUAUCAAUGUAAUGGA
Drosophila virilis is the source of this 2035-nucleotide messenger RNA. RefSeq names its product aarF domain containing kinase 5 (gene Adck5). The record is from RefSeq and is a predicted model, not a curated record. Lineage: Eukaryota; Metazoa; Arthropoda; Insecta; Diptera; Drosophilidae.